Pyrus x bretschneideri (Chinese white pear) is the source of this 616-nucleotide messenger RNA. RefSeq lists its product as uncharacterized. NCBI's taxonomy places the organism in Eukaryota, Viridiplantae, Streptophyta, Magnoliopsida, Rosales, Rosaceae. Gene Ontology annotation, biological process: regulation of exocytosis. Gene Ontology annotation, cellular component: cytoplasm; plasma membrane. The record is from RefSeq and is a predicted model, not a curated record. The coding region runs from base 134 to 412 and encodes 92 amino acids. Gene Ontology annotation, molecular function: myosin II binding; syntaxin binding; GTPase activator activity. The transcript is spliced from 3 exons.
UUACAGCUCUUAAGAGCAGGAGCGCCAUCGGUAUGAUCACUGACUGAAACAAACAUAGAAAGUCUCCUCCGCUAGUCCAAUCCAGCUGCUUUUGCAGAAAGCCAAAGAUUUCAGCUGCAAAUUCGAAUUCGCAAUGUUCGCCAAGCGGCUUUUGCAGAAAGCCAUAAACAACUCUCAGCAUAAUUUGCCAUACGGGAGUUUGACGGCGGAAGACUUGGACCUGCGAGUUGCAGUUCACUAUGGCAUCCCAUCCACGGCCUCCAUUCUUGCUUUCGACCCGAUUCAGCGCCUUUUGGCCAUUGGAACAAUCAUUGCGCACUGUCGUGUGGUUAAUGAGGUAUCUUGCUGCAAAGCAUUGCUGUUCCACAUUUCUCGGAAUUGCUAUUCGUUUCUGUGGUCCCAGAACUUUUGAAUGGCAAAAUACACAUGCAUAUUUGGUGAAGCAUGCUUGUAGAUACUGCAAUGAAGGCAUGAUAUUACGUACAUCUAUUUGGAGAUAUGAUAUCCCUGCAUCACACAAAUCACAUUGUUGUUUUGAUUCUUAUUUGUUUGGUAGGCAUGGGAGGAUUAAAGUGAUCGGUGGUGAUGGUAUUGAAGGACUCUUUAUAUCCCCGAA